Molecule: messenger RNA, 2105 nt
Organism: Exaiptasia diaphana
Lineage: Eukaryota; Metazoa; Cnidaria; Anthozoa; Actiniaria; Aiptasiidae
Exons: 1
Coding region: 246-980 (244 amino acids)
Source: RefSeq, a predicted model, not a curated record
AUUUGCGACAGUCAAACGCGGCGAUCAUUCGUUCCAGAAGAGAAUAUCAACUAGAACUGGACACAGUUAUUAUCUAUUUCCUUGGAGAACUUUUCUGGCUAUUUCGAURGUUUAUUUUCARAGCGACAUUGAUGCUCGCGCUGUGGACCAAAUAUGAGUUCGCUGACAGAUGGACUAUUUGAAAUCAACAAUACAUUUGUUUGAGGGAUUGAGUCCAUUCCAACCUCUUAACAGUGUUUACUUCAAUGUCUCUUCGRCCAGCUUUAGGMGAUGAUCCAUUGCUGCAAAAACUCGGUGAGAAGGACAUAUUCAAGAUCAAGCUAUCUYUGUCUUGUCUCUCCAAUAAAGUGUUCGUUUGCAGUGCUGUGGCAAAUUUGUAUAUCUGGCAGCCACCGAUAGGAGAGAAYACAUCCAACUCGUGGCAGUAUGUCCGUACUGGUAUACCAGCAAUUGUUGUAAGCACUGGGCUCAGCGGAGCUCGAAAUCCUAAAGGAAUGAGCAUCAGUUUAAUGGAUAAACAAAGCGGCUUUUGUGUAUGGAAGGAACACAUAACUUCAAACUCGAACUACAGAGAACAACAACCUAACUUUCACGUACUAGCUUUAUCAAGUGGUGAUGGCGUGAUGGCCGGACUACGAUUUGCUAACGAAGACUCUGCUAGUUUAUUCUAUAAAGACGUGAUUUCUAACCUUGACGAUGUACUACAGACAUCAUCAUCUCCAGAAAUCGAGAUUGUACAGGGUUCGCCUACAAAAGAACGCUUUAAAAAGUUUCGAAAGUUAAAAAAGAACGAAAUCUCUAGCCCGUGUUUGUUCAGUCAUGUCACAAGCAUUACGAACGCCACGCUAGUGGGAGACGGAGUAAAUAACUCWAGCGAUUCUGACAAUUCACAYAAAGACAGUAAAAAAAGUAUGAAUGGGCAUUCGGGUAGAACGGCAAAUCUACGAAGAGCUUUCAGCGUUACGAAGAAAAGACGGUGAACGCGCAUUGAAAAUCAAAGUAUCGACACCGGAUCUUUGAAACGAGGACUACUCGAGCGCUCAAACACUCGACGAAUUAAGGAAAUUUGAACACUAUGCGCUUAAUUAAAAGGGUCAAUUUCGAUUUAUAAUACUUAAAACGAGAUUUUAGACGAUCUUUACUGCAGGAAAUAUCGAGUUUUCGUAUUUCGUGUUGSGAUCAAACUUGAAAGGCAUUUCACUUUGUCCAAAAUCCUCCUGGAUCGAAUUUCUAGGGUAUUGUUAGCAUUGUCCACAGAGCAAUGGUCAAAGAGAUAUCAGAUUGAGUCCCGAUAAUCUUUACAAUAAGCACUUGUAUUAAUAUAUAUUUUUGUACAUUGAGACAAUUUUAAAAGUGUUUCUGGAAAAUCAAAGGCUAUAUUUUAUAUCACGGUCCAUUUCGAACAUUAUUUGCAUAUAGUAGCACCGGUCCCUUCGUAAUUAUAUUAUUUUAAUCUAUAGCUACUACGACGACRUUAACUUUUUCAAAUAAGGAACCGCAGAGAUUUUACUUAUUAUAACAAUUAUUUUUUCAUUUACAAAACAAGAGUUCUGAAAAAAUCUGCCAAAAAAUAUUCUAUUAUGUYGAAUUUUUAAAAUUGAAAUAGUGGUAUUUGUAUAAAUUCUUGCUUUGUUUCAUUAUGUAUGUAUAUAAACAUUUGAACAAAUGUAAUAUAAAAUAACUGCUAGCUAUAAUGAGACUAUUAAGUUACUAUUGGUUGAACGACAAGGGUUAUUUGAAUUACCAUAUGUUUUGUGGCUUUCAGUUGUAUUGUAUUAUUAAACCACACUGAGCCAUAUAGACCAAUGGGUUUAUUCAAAUCUUUGCUGCUAAUGUACUGUGAUUACAAUAAGACUAUAGAACAGCAAGUUAAGACCAUUUGACACAUAUCAAACCACACUCUUAUUGUCYGCUUUUGUUUUGAUUUUGUGACUGUCAGUGAGCUGUAAAAACUAUUGCACAGCCACCUUAAGAUUAUGUCAAACAACCUUUCAAUGAUACAAGUAUUUUGUUGUUUUUAAUGUAAAAGUGUUUGUAAAAAGCUUACAUAURAAUUAACUUUAUAAAAUGACAAUGACAGUAAUAAAAAAGAAUAUGCUACCUGA